AUGGUGAAUCGCCGGUCCAGGAAUGCGGCCACCAAAGCUGCAACUCCUCCCCAGACCUCGUCUAACAAGGAACAUCCGAGUGCAAUCUCCAGCUCCACUUCGCUGCACUGGAAAUGGUGCUCGAGUAUUCUGCCGAAUCUGCUGAUAACUGUCGUGGCCCUCGCCGCCGUCUGGUUCGAAGUCACGACAAGUGAAUUUUACGUCCAGUCCGCUGAGCUUCUGUCCCUACUCAAGCGCCUAUUCAUCUUCUGGGUCUGUCUAGCUGUGCGGAUUCAGCUAAAAGACUUCGUGACUCCACCCGAACUAGCCCGUUACGCUCCGUCACUUCGGAAAGAGGGAAGGCGCCAUGUCCGUGCGCUUUUUGCAGCCAUAGUUGCCAAUUUGCUGGGAACGACCAUCAUUCGCCCCGUGUUCGGGGCAGCACCACAGUUCGAAUAUACUGUGAGGCUUGUCGUGCCCAUCUACUUCCUCGUCGAGAUCGUGGUCGAUGGCCUUCGCUUCCCGCUUCCUUUACUCAUGACGAUCGUUGGCCUGAGCGUCAGCUGGCUGAAGGCUGUGACGAUCCCCAAACUUGUCAUGGAGUGGCAGACGACCACGAGUGCCCAUCCAAUCGGGUUUCUUGCUGUUUCUACGGCCAAUUUGUAUGCCAGUGGACUCGUGCUGCGUUAUUUGACAAACUACGCUCGGACGCGUCGUGUGCUGGACUUGUCUGCAGAGACCUUCAUCUUUCUUUUCAGGAUUGUUGGAACCAGCGCUGGUAUUGCCGUUGUGGCAUACGUUGCAAAUCAUCUGGUGUCGGACAAACAACGGCUUUUGGAGGCCCGUGCGCUGUACUUCAUAGUGGCUUGGUUCGUGCUGGACAAGUACUGGAAAAAAGCAGUACGAGAGCUGCUGGUGUCAACGUUCAUAUCGACAAAGAAGUCGAAGUACACGUAG
Peronospora matthiolae is the source of this 936-nucleotide messenger RNA. The record is from the annotation of a GenBank genome assembly. Lineage: Eukaryota; Oomycota; Peronosporomycetes; Peronosporales; Peronosporaceae.